Cylicostephanus goldi is the source of this 239-nucleotide messenger RNA. The record is from the annotation of a GenBank genome assembly. Lineage: Eukaryota; Metazoa; Nematoda; Chromadorea; Rhabditida; Strongylidae.
AUGCAAGUCCAACAAGACGACAAGAACCAGACAAUGAAACUGGAAACAGGGACAGAGAAGCUGCGCCGCAAGCAAAGCUCACAUGCAAGUCCUACAAGACGACAAGAGCCAGACAAUGAAACUGGGAACAGGGUCAGGAACAAGCUAAAACGAGCCGAACGAAACGUGCAAUACAUUGCCCAAACUUUGACUGAGAUGCGAAAAGCUGAAGAGGUGAGAAUGGUCAAUCACAUUUGAAA